Messenger RNA from Podarcis raffonei (Aeolian wall lizard), 920 nucleotides. RefSeq names its product inner mitochondrial membrane peptidase subunit 1 (gene IMMP1L). NCBI's taxonomy places the organism in Eukaryota, Metazoa, Chordata, Lepidosauria, Squamata, Lacertidae. Gene Ontology annotation, cellular component: mitochondrial inner membrane peptidase complex; membrane. Bases 393 to 920 code for a protein of 175 amino acids. Gene Ontology annotation, molecular function: serine-type endopeptidase activity. The record is from RefSeq and is a predicted model, not a curated record. The transcript has 7 exons.
UUUGGACUGGAUGAAAAGUAUCAGGAACGCAUUAAAUGGAACUAACACAAGAGAAUCUUGAUAAGUCUUAAUGUGACUGUGAGCCAGCAAUGUGAUGAGGCUACAAAGGAGGCAAAAGCUAUUCCACAGUGAGAUGUGAGAACUUCCAGUAGGGUUAGGGAAACAUAUUCUAUAAGAAAUGGGUUGAAAUCUACCAUACGGAAUUUACUCUGAUAGUUCUGAUUUAUGUUGGAGAUGCUGGGCUCCAAAAGCAGACUACAUACAACAUUGUCUGGACUUGCCUAAACAAACAAUUCUGGAAUGACAUUAUAGCCAAAAUUCAUCAGUUCACAGUCUACCAGUACCAGCUACCAGAAAACUGCAAAGACCAGCUGCACAACCAUAAAACUGCUAUGUUGCAAGAUGUCAUUAGAAAGACUCUUCGACUUCUUGGAUAUACUAUUCAGUAUGGGUGCAUAGCACAUUGUGCCUUUGAAUACAUUGGAGGAAUUGUUGUGUGUUCAGGACCUUCAAUGGAGCCUACCAUUCAAAAUUCUGAUAUUGUGUUUUCUGAGAACCUUAGCCUCCAGUUUUAUAACAUUCAGAAAGGUGAUAUCAUCAUUGCGAAAAACCCAAGUGACCCCAAAUCUAACAUAUGUAAAAGAGUAAUUGGCUUGGAAGGAGAUAAAGUCUGUACAAGCAGCCCUUCAGAUUUUCUUAAGACCCACAGUUACAUAUUGAGACAAGGGAGCACCAGUUCUACAGGUCUCCCCUUCAGCCUGCCUGUAACUUUUUACCAGGCAAUUAUUGUUAUUUUAAAAUCAAUUUUCUUUCAAGUCAUACAUUUCCCAAUACAUAAGAAAAUAAGAAGAGCCCUGCUGGAUCAGACUAUACCUAUACCUAUAAGAAGCCCGCAAACAACUCAUUCAAUGCAUGAUUGA